This is a messenger RNA of Alligator sinensis (Chinese alligator), 5324 nucleotides long. It is a transcript of the gene PRDM1, whose product is annotated as PR/SET domain 1. The record is from RefSeq and is a predicted model, not a curated record. Gene Ontology annotation, cellular component: nucleus; cytoplasm. Gene Ontology annotation, molecular function: RNA polymerase II cis-regulatory region sequence-specific DNA binding; DNA-binding transcription repressor activity, RNA polymerase II-specific; histone deacetylase binding. NCBI's taxonomy places the organism in Eukaryota, Metazoa, Chordata, Crocodylia, Alligatoridae. The transcript has 7 exons. Bases 461 to 2830 code for a protein of 789 amino acids. Gene Ontology annotation, biological process: cell fate commitment; regulation of transcription by RNA polymerase II.
UUCUGUGGUUUAUGAAAGGCUGUUGCUCCACUGAUGCUGGCAGGAUGUAGACUUUCUCAGCCUUCUUUGCCAAAGGAUAAGAGGACGUCAGGAGGGGGGCCAGGUUGUUUUGAAAGUUGUUUGUGUGUUGAAAGCUGGUGGGAAAGUUCAGGCUUCCCCAUUUGGAAAAGGCAAGGCUGGGUUCCGCUCCUCCAGCAUGCGCUUUCCAUUUUUAGCUUCAUUCAGACGCAGACAGCAGCUCCUUCCUCUUCCUCUCCUUGUUUGUGACACUUCUGAGGCAGCUUUUCCACAAGCACUAAGUGGUCCUGCGGCCAUGACCCCACAGUCUCUUGGACAUGGAAUAUUUUUUUCCCCCUUCCUCUCGUGAGGCAUUAAGGAAAGGAUCUGGAGAAAGGCUGCCACACAGUGUAGCUCGGACUCUGUGAGUUUCAAACUGCUUGUAAAAGGGACAGACUGGACAAUGAAAAUGGACAUGGAAGAUGCUGACAUGACUUUGUGGACAGAGGCUGAUUUUGAAGAGAAGUGCACGUACAUCGUAAAUGAUCACCCAUGGGAUCCUAGCACUGAUGGAGGCAACGUAACUCAGGCAGAGGCUUCCUUGCCAAGGAACUUGACUUUCAAAUAUGCAUCAAACUGUAAAGAGGUUACUGGAGUUAUAAGCAAAGAGUACAUCCCAAAAGGAACACGCUUUGGACCCCUGGUAGGAGAGAUCUAUACCACCGAUACAGUUCCCAAGAAUGCAAACAGAAAAUACUUUUGGCGGAUCUAUUCCAGUGGUGAGCUUCACCACUUCAUUGAUGGAUUUAAUGAGGACAAGAGCAACUGGAUGCGCUAUGUGAAUCCAGGCCAUUCUGUUCAGGAACAGAACUUGGCUGCUUGUCAAAAUGGAAUGAACAUCUACUUCUACACCAUCAAGCCCAUCCCUGCCAACCAAGAACUACUUGUGUGGUAUUGUCGAGACUUUGCAGAGAGACUUCACUAUCCUUCCUCCGGAGAGCUGACGAUGAUGAAUCUCACACAAGGCCACAAUAACCCAAAGCAGCAAAGCACUGAUAAAGAUGAACUUUAUCAGAAAAGCAUCCCAAAGAAAGAGCACAGUGUGAAAGAAAUCCUGAAAACUGAAUCCAACCCUUCAAAAGGAAAGGAUUUAUUCCAGACCAACAUUUCACCGAUUACUCCAGAAAAAAACUUGGAUGAUUUAAGAAAAAACUGUAGCCCUGAAAGGUGUUUUUUCCCACGGGUUAUCUAUCCAAUCCGACCUCACAUGCCAGAAGACUAUUUGAAAGCUUCCCUAGCUUAUGGGAUGGAAAGACCCAACUAUAUUACACAGUCUCCCAUCCAGUCUUCUACCACACCAAGUCCUUCAGCAAGGAGCAGCCCUGACCAAAGUUUAAAAAGCUCAAGCCCUCACAGCAGUCCAGGGGUUACUGUUUCACCUCUGGCACCUACUUCUCAAGAACACAGAGAAUCUUACCCUUACUUGAAUGGACCCUAUGGCUCAGAAGGAUUGGGGUCUUAUCCUGGAUAUGCACCCCCUAGCCAUCUCUCUCCAGCCUUUUUAUCCUCCUAUAAUUCCCACUAUCCAAAAUUCCUGUUACCUCCAUACAGUAUGAGCUGUAAUAACCUGAGCGCUUUGAACAAUAUCAAUGGCAUCAACAAUUUCAAUCUCUUCCCAAGGAUAUAUCCUCUCUAUGGCAACAUACUGGGUGGAGGCAGCCUGUCCCAUCAUGUGCUAAACCCUGCUGCUCUUCCAGGUUCACUGCCAUCUGAAGGAAGCCGUAGAUUGCUACAACCUGAUCAUCCAAGAGACUUUCUCAUACCAGCACCUAACAGUGCCUUUUCCAUCACGGGCGCUGCUGCCAGCAUGAAAGACAAACCAUGCAGCCCCACAAGUGGGUCCCCUCAAGCUGGCACAGCAGCUACUUCAGAGCAUAUAAUGCAACCUAAACCUACCUCAGCAGUGUUGGCUGCCACCAGCAGUGAAGAAGCCAUGAAUCUCAUUAAAAGUAAGAGGAACGUGACCGGUUACAAAACCCUUCCAUAUCCACUGAAGAAGCAGAAUGGGAAGAUCAAAUAUGAAUGCAAUGUUUGCUCUAAAACCUUUGGCCAGCUCUCAAAUCUGAAGGUCCACCUGAGAGUGCACAGUGGUGAGAGGCCUUUCAAGUGUCAGACUUGCAACAAAGGGUUUACCCAACUGGCUCACCUCCAGAAGCACUAUCUGGUGCACACAGGCGAGAAGCCCCAUGAGUGCCAGGUUUGCCAUAAGCGAUUCAGCAGCACCAGCAACCUAAAGACCCAUCUUCGGCUCCACUCUGGAGAAAAGCCUUACCAGUGCAAGUUGUGCCCUGCUAAAUUCACCCAGUUUGUGCAUCUGAAGCUGCACAAGCGUCUCCACACCAGGGAACGUCCACACAAGUGUGUCCACUGUCAUAAGAGCUACAUUCACCUCUGCAGCCUCAAAGUCCACCUGAAGGGCAACUGCCCAGUAGCCCCUGCCUCCAGCCUCUCAAUGGAGGAUCUAAAUCGUAUCAAUGAAGAGAUCGAGAAGUUUGACAUCAGUGACAAUGCUGACAAGCUGGAAGAUAUGGAGGACAAUAUCGACAUGACAUCAGUUGUGGAAAAAGAAAUAUUGACCAUGCUCAGAAGAGAAAUAGAAGGAGCUAAUCUUAAAGUAUCUUUGCAGAGGAACCUGGGAAAUGGACUUAUCUCCUCAGGAUGCAACCUCUAUGAAUCUUCAGAUAUGUCCAUUAUGAAGUUGCCUCAUGGUCAUCCACUACCUCUGUUACCGAUAAAGGUCAAGCAAGAAACAAUUGAACCAAUGGACCCUUAAGACUUUUUCUGGCAAAAAGUGAUUUUUAUUUAUGACUUGGCAAGUCAGGGUGCCUGUAGCAAUUGCUUGUACAUAGUGUCAAUGCUGCAAAGCAAUCUUGGCUUACAGUAGUUUCCCUCACUCUCUCCAGUUGAAAGAAGGAACUCCAAAGUAACUAUAUUCUCAGGGCAUGAAAAGAGGCAAAGGACUAUGUAUUGCCUCCCCAGUUACUAAAAGACAAUCAUCUAUCCAUAACUAUUUUUUCAAUUAUAGUACUUCAUAAUUUAUUAUGCAAUUUAUCAUUCUAAAAGCAAUAAUUAGAAAAUGUUUACAAUGACUGAAAAAUUCAUUGUAAUUUUGAAUAUAAAAGUUUAUAUUUUGUUUCAUGGCCAUUCUUUGUAGAUAUUUUUUCUGCACAUCUGUCUUAAAAAUUUAAGAUUGGGGAUAAAAAGUUAUUUCAGUAAGUUUGUCUAUGUACCAAUGUCUUCAAAAACAUGGUUUUUAUAUUGCCAAAGGUGAAUAUUUGAUGUAUUGAGUCAUAGAUCAAUUGGCUUGAAAAAUGCUGUGUACAUUCAGGAGUGGGUAGAUGUACAAAAUCCCCCAGAAAAGAAAAAGCAGCAGCAAGCAGAGAAAAGAAAAUCAUACUUACCUGUGUAUGGGUACUAGAGAUUCCUCAGCCCACAGCUCUACCCAUAACACAUGACAUAGCGAAUACCUGCCUAACAUGAAUGAUGCAAUGGUCAGGUGUUUGGAAAACAAUAGUAGUCACAUGUUAUGUCAUGAGAUUUUAUUAUCCAAAGCCAUGCAUCAACUGAAAAUGUGAAAAAGUGGCUGUGUUUUUUUUCAAAAGCCUCUUGAAACAAGCAUACAAUAAUUCCAAAUGUGCUGCCUACAAGGAUUUUUUUUUAUUUUAUUUUUCCCCAGAACCUUCCAGGGAUACAAAAGAUGGUCAAUUUCCCUGAGAAAUAAGGGUUUGCUUUUUGGGUUUUUUUGUUUUUUCCAUCCCACUUUGUCCAUGGACAAAAGUGGGGAAUGAAGUCCUUUCCUGGCACAUACUUUUUUUUUUCCCCCUUCCUGUACGACUUAGAUUUUCCUCAGUAUUUGUGUUUGUACAUUUUGUGGUUAAUUUAAUUAAAGAUGAAAAGGGCAUUGCAAAGUUGUUGAACAACAAUUACCUCAUUGCGUGUGUCCAGUGGUGCAGAAAAUGUUGUUUUAUCUAAUGCUUUGCUACUUUAGAGAAGAAACCAAAAUGUGCACAGGAAAAGAUAGAAUGCACGUCUUUUUAUCUUUUUGUUCUGCUAAGCCCAAAGAUAUCAUGUUGGCAUUUGAGGUGUAGCAAAGAAUACAUGUAUAUUUAUAGAUAUAUUUAUACCACUAUACCAUAUAUGUAUAUGUAUAUAUAUUUAUACCACUUAAGUUGUGAGCCAAACCAUGUAAUAAAACCUAUUUUUCAUCUAAGUGUGAAAAUCAAGUGUUAUCCAGCUUUGCAUAUCACCUGAUGACCUCAAAGCCAGAAUGCUGUGCUAAGGCAUUUGGCACUUGCUAGCACAUGAGCACAGUUGAUCACUUAGAGCCUGAUCUUGCAAAUCCUUAUGUGAAUAACUUUGCUGACAUGUGCAGUCUCACAGAAUUCAGUGGGAUUUAUUCACUUCAGAGCAUUUGCAAGACUGUCUUGGAUCCCUUGAUAUCCUUGCUAUAUGUCUUGUUAUAAGCAAACCACCAGGAAAGAACUAGAAAAGAAAUCAAACUAUUACCCACCCAUGGUAUAAAUAUAAUACGCAAUGGUGAAGAGUGGAAUGAAAUAGUUAAAGUUAUUUGGGAUCAUCCUAACAUCUUAUUUUGUUCUGCCACUUGAGUUACGUGGUCAUAAGCAACUCUCAAGAAAGCAAAUAGCAUUAUUAUACACAUCACCAUUAUAUAUAUUCUAGCUUUUUAUCUAUUUAUAUUCUUUUAGAUUUAAAUAGACCACUUCAUAAAUCCAGGAUUUUGUAUGGCAAUCUAAUGCCUUCUGCCAAAAAGGAAACAAACCAACCCAAAAAACCUAAGAUAAUUGAAUAGAAUCUUUAAAUACAAUUUUUGAAGGACUACAGUUCAUUACAUUUCUGCUCCUAUAAAUCAUGAAGCUGACAACUUUUAAGUGUAGCAAUGGUUCACAAAAAUAGUACUCACCUGUAGGAUAAACCAAAGUAUCACUACUCUGUCCCUGGACACACACUUUUCCUAUUAAUUGCCUGUAGUGCUUUCUUGUAUUUGAUACAAAUUUCACAAAGAUUUAUAUGCAUCAGCUUUAAGAAUUGUUACUUCUCUUUACCUUUUUUAUCCUUUCCCUUAGAACUUUUUCAUGUGAAUGUAGCAACAAUCAACAGUGUUUUAUUUCUCUCUCUCUAAGAAAAACUUUGACCAAAGUUAACAGGCUUUUUACUUUGCUAGAACAACAAACUUAUCUUAUGUUUACGUACUGGUUUACAUCGUUAUUUAUGUGCAAAUUGUCAAAAUGUAAAUUAAAUAUAAGUGU